AUGCCCAUAAUUUUGAAGGGGCGGUCCCAGAUCCACUCAGAGACGAUGGCGCUGGUCUCCCAUCAGCUCGCGAGCAAUCCGUUGACCAUGUUGCAAUUAUUCGUACACACGAUGCAGUUCCGUUCCGGGGAUGCCAGGAUGCGAGCUGAGGACUCGCGGAGUGUCAUCAAAUGCCUCGUUAAUCUGUCCUGUAUCACCCAAUCCCGGCUGGCGACAUCCAUUUCAUCCGUGAAUUAUGGAUUGGAUCCCAGUGGACCGCUCGCGUGCCUUGCUGCCUGGACUGACGGGCGGGCAAUGUCAACCGCCGUGAAAACGGGUGAUUGGGAACCGCAGUCCGGAUUUGACCGGAGGGUGUCGGAGGUCGACAUAAUUUUGCAUAUUCCUGCCAUCUCCGGGAGUGGAUCUCGGAAAUCAUAG
This is a messenger RNA of Chaetomium globosum CBS 148.51, 417 nucleotides long. RefSeq lists its product as uncharacterized. The coding region runs from base 1 to 417 and encodes 138 amino acids. The transcript is spliced from 2 exons. The record is from RefSeq and is a predicted model, not a curated record. NCBI's taxonomy places the organism in Eukaryota, Fungi, Ascomycota, Sordariomycetes, Sordariales, Chaetomiaceae.